AUGUCGCCUGAUAGAUUCAUUCCAAAGCGAGACUUCGUGGAACCAACAUCAACAACAUUUCGUGUGGCCAAGCAUCCGCAGCGUCUUUCGCCUCAAGAGAGACUACUUCGACGACUUCCGCCCGGGGAUGAUCCAUUUCUACCAUCAAUCCCGCGUAGGACGUAUGCUACCAACAGACCCCAGCAGCCAACUCGACUCCAGCAGAUCCCACAUCAACGGCCUCGUUUAGUCACUGAAGGCAAUAUCACAGGCAACAACGCUGCACAUGAAUCUUUGAGACAGGUCAGCUAUGGUGCAGUGUGGAACGUGGGUGGGGCUUCUGCAGUCCGCGGUAGUUCCCUUAUUGCGGCUCCUGAUGACACGCCGAGCACUUCGACCAAUGGAUCAUCAACUGCCCCAGUUUUCGUGGCUCGGUUCCUACCCAAGAAACCAAAAUACAGUGAACAAGAAAUUCAUGAGUCGAGGCUUGCGCUUGCUUUGGGGAUUGACCCGACGACUAGACAGCUAGGUACUACUUGCCUACGGUAUCUGGAUGCUCCCCUCAAUCCAACAUCUCCAGACUUCGAGCGCCUCUCUCCAUUUGAAUGGAAGGAUAGUGCUUGGAAGAAAGUUGAAAAGGAGCGUUGGUCCAUAUCUCCUGCCAGAAAAGAGGUUGUUCCACCAAAGCCUUUUCGAAUCCUUGAUGCUCCCUUCCUUCGAGACGAUUUUUACUGCAGCACUCUUGCAUACUCAACAACAUCUGGGAUACUGGCUGUGGGCCUGGGCCAUCAAGUGUAUCUCUGGUCCGAAGGCCAUGGAGUGGACUAUCCUCCCUUUCCAGAUCUACACCCCUCAAAUUAUGUGACAUCCCUGUCGUUUUCUUCUGAGGAUGGCGAGCGAAGCAUCCUUGCAGUGGCCAGGCGUUCUGGCCAGUUGUCGCUAUGGAGCACAUUCGAGAAGCAAGCCCGGUUUGAGAUCAGUCAUCCCAGUACCCUUACAUGCGUGGCGUUUAAGCCAAGAACGUCACGGCGUCUUUCAGAAAGGUUCAUGCAUGUAAUAGUCGAUGUGGAAGAGAUUGUUGUUGGCGAUGACUUUGGAAAUAUCUGGUACUAUUCGGUUGAGUGGUCUGACAAAGAAGACCAAGCUAAGUGGAAAUGGAACGGGUCCAUGACGCUUCUUGCCAAGAUCUCUGCACACACUCAACAAAUCUGUGGACUAGCCUGGUCACCCGAUGAUAAGUACCUUGCGACGGGUGGUAAUGACAACGCCUGCCUUCUCUUUGAACUGGCCGAGAUUGUUCCGCCACGGCAUUUGAAUUAUGCGGUCCCGCCCAUUACUCCCCCAGAUUCCCCAAGCAGCUUCAGCCUCGGUGUAUUUCCAUACCUUGCUCUGGGUACCGCUAAAAGACGAGUGGUUCUUAAACGACCCGCCCUCCCAUCAUGGCUUGCUGCUCCUAUUAAGCCCCCGGCUGCAGCCGCGCUUUUAAACCAUGCAGGCACUCUAAUUUCCGGUGGUGGCCGAACGAUUCUGGUCCCAUACGGCCGUCAGAAGCAUCGUCUUAUGCAUUCCGCUGCGGUCAAAGCAAUUGCAUUUGCACCAUGGCAGUCGUCCCUGCUCGCUACAGGGGGUGGUACCAAUGACAAAGCUAUACACUUCUAUCAUACCCGGAGCGGAGCUUGUCUCGCAACCAUCAAUGUCUUUGCGCAAGUGACCAGUCUUAUAUGGAGCGAAACUCGACGUGAGAUCGCCGCUACUUUCGGUUAUUCACAGCCAGAUCACCCAUUUCGAAUCGCCGUCUUUUCCUGGCCCAGCUGCGCACAGGUGGCGGUCAUUCCCUGGGGGCCAUAUGGAACCACCUGGGAUGGGCCCGAUACUCGAAUCAACAACUUCGACUGCGGAAGAGCAUUGUGGGCAGUACGAUAUCCAGGGAAAGUUCCUCGUUUCUCGGGUGUCCGCUCUAGUGGACCGGACAGUCAGUCAUCUUCACCUUCGUCCUCGUCAAGCCAGACUCGGUCUCCAGAGCGAGGAGCCCCGACCCGAAACCGCAAGGUCAGUAGCCGCAGGGCCAGUGCUCGGAUGGUCGCUCCCAAGGAGAAAGAAGGUGGAAUGUGGUGCACACGAACAAAGGAGGAGGGGUGCAUUAUUGUCGCGUCUAGUGAUCAAACUGUGAAGUUCCACGAGGUCUGGACUGGAAGAAGGACAAGUACCACCUCUGCUUGUGGACUCUUCGGUGGAAGCGACAUUCUUGAGGGCCUCGAGGGCAUUGAGAAGUCUGGUGGUGAGGUCAUUCGUUAA
Penicillium expansum is the source of this 2274-nucleotide messenger RNA. Its product is annotated as WD40 repeat domain-containing protein. Lineage: Eukaryota; Fungi; Ascomycota; Eurotiomycetes; Eurotiales; Aspergillaceae. The transcript has 2 exons. Gene Ontology annotation, biological process: anaphase-promoting complex-dependent catabolic process; positive regulation of anaphase-promoting complex-dependent catabolic process; positive regulation of ubiquitin protein ligase activity. Gene Ontology annotation, cellular component: anaphase-promoting complex. Gene Ontology annotation, molecular function: protein binding; anaphase-promoting complex binding; ubiquitin ligase activator activity. The record is from RefSeq and is a predicted model, not a curated record. The coding region runs from base 1 to 2274 and encodes 757 amino acids.